GUUGUACGCCCUUCUGCCCUUUUUCAACUCUUCCUUCUUUUUCUUGUUUUUCUCUUUCAGCCCACUCUCUUUCUUUUUGCAGAUUUCCUCUCCUUCCUUUCAUUCUCGUCUUGCGUUGCCGUUUGUCUUCUUCCUGUCUUUGCAGUUAUCUUUUUGUGGGUUUUCUUUGUUUUUGCAUUGUUGCUGCUGCGUCUGCGCGAUUACUAGUGCCCCUCCAACCAUUUUGCCCGUCAACAAUAUCUACUACACGAGGGAAGAAAACAGAACAGAAGCUCGAUGUACGUACAGCCGAUUGGUCAGUCGAUCGGGCACCCUACGGGUCAGUACGUGGCGCAGCCCGUCAUGAACGCCGUUCCUCCGCCAAACGCGGUGUACCCUGUGAUGCCGCAGCAGUUCGUCUAUGCGCCGCAGAUGGUCAUGGCGCCGUACCCGAUGAUGUCCUCUGUGCAGGCCGCCGCGCCCAUGUAUUCCAUGGCACCUCCUCGCCAGCAGAAAAACAAGGGCAACGCCGUGCUCUUCGUUGGUCAGCUGAACUACGACGUGACCGAAAAAGACGUGCGCGAGCUGUUCUCCUACUACGGCCACGUCGUGAACGUCGUGUUGCUCAAGGACAGCAAACGCUUUGUAGGCAGCUCUGCCUUUGUGACCUUCCCCACGACCGCCGAGGCCGAUCUCGCUAUUAUGUCUCUGCACGGUCGCUGCUGCAUGGACAACCGCGAUAAGCCGUUGCAAGUGUCCUACUGCCAGAAAACGGACAUCAUCUCCGAUUUCGGCUACCGCCACGCACUGCAGCUGCACGCGGAGAACCCCGCCAACCCGAUCCCCAGCGUUGCGCCGACGCCCUCCGUUGCCUACGCUAUCAAGUUCGCGUAG
This is a messenger RNA of Leptomonas pyrrhocoris, 873 nucleotides long. RefSeq lists its product as hypothetical. Gene Ontology annotation, molecular function: RNA binding. NCBI's taxonomy places the organism in Eukaryota, Euglenozoa, Kinetoplastea, Trypanosomatida, Trypanosomatidae. The coding region runs from base 277 to 873 and encodes 198 amino acids. The transcript has a single exon. The record is from RefSeq and is a predicted model, not a curated record.